CACCAGGCGGUGCCACCCUGGAUCUAUAACUGUGAACUCCCUACGGUGGAAAAUGGUAAACAAAGACAUGAAUGGAUUCCCAGUCAAGAAAUGCUCAGCCUUCCAAUUUUUUAAGAAGCGGGUACGAAGAUGGAUCAAGAGCCCAAUGGUCAGUGUGGACAAGCAUCAGAGUCCCAGCCUGAAGUACACAGGCCCUUCAGUCAUGCACAUCCCUCCAGGGGAGCCAGAUUUUGAGUCUGCCUUGUGUCCAACAUGCCUGGGAGACCAUGCUUUCCAAAGAGGUGUUCUCCCUCAGGAGAAGGAGUCAUGUUCAUGGGAAACUCAGUCCGGGUGUGAAGCGAAAGAGCCAUGUAAUCAUGCCAGCAUCCUGACCAAGCCUGACCCAAGAACCUUCUGGACUAAUGAUGAUUCAGCUUUCAUGAAACAGAGGAGGAUGGGCCUGAACGACUUUAUUCAGAAGAUUGCCAGUAACUCCUAUGCAUGCAAACACCCUGAAGUUCAGUCCAUUUUGAAAAUCUCCCAACCUCAGGAGCCUGAGCUUAUGAAUGCCAACCCUUCUCCUCCACCAAGCCCUUCUCAGCAAAUCAACCUUGGCCCAUCAUCCAAUCCUCACGCUAAACCAUCUGACUUUCACUUCUUGAAAGUGAUUGGAAAAGGCAGUUUUGGGAAGGUUCUUCUAGCAAGACACAAAGCAGAAGAAGUAUUCUAUGCAGUCAAAGUUUUACAGAAGAAAGCCAUCCUGAAAAAGAAGGAGGAGAAGCAUAUUAUGUCGGAACGGAAUGUUCUGCUGAAGAAUGUGAAACACCCUUUCCUGGUGGGCCUCCACUUCUCUUUUCAGACUGCUGACAAAUUGUACUUUGUCCUUGACUACAUCAACGGUGGAGAGCUGUUCUACCAUCUCCAGAGGGAACGUUGCUUCCUGGAACCACGGGCUCGCUUCUAUGCUGCUGAAAUAGCCAGUGCCUUGGGUUACCUGCACUCUCUGAACAUCGUUUAUAGAGACUUAAAACCAGAGAAUAUUCUGCUGGAUUCACAGGGACACAUUGUCCUUACUGACUUUGGGCUCUGCAAGGAGAACAUCGAACACAAUGGCACGACAUCCACCUUCUGUGGCACGCCCGAGUAUCUCGCACCUGAGGUGCUCCACAAGCAACCUUAUGACAGGACAGUGGACUGGUGGUGCCUGGGGGCCGUCUUAUAUGAGAUGCUAUAUGGCCUGCCUCCUUUCUACAGCCGCAACACAGCUGAGAUGUACGACAACAUUCUGAACAAGCCCCUCCAGCUGAAGCCAAAUAUUACCAACUCUGCCAGACACCUCCUGGAGGGCCUCCUGCAAAAGGACAGGACAAAGAGGCUGGGCGCCAAGGACGACUUUAUGGAGAUUAAGAGUCAUGUCUUCUUCUCCCUAAUUAACUGGGAUGAUCUCAUUAACAAGAAGAUUACGCCCCCUUUUAACCCAAAUGUGAGUGGACCUAGCGACUUGCGGCACUUCGAUCCUGAGUUCACCGAAGAGCCAGUCCCCAACUCCAUCGGCAGGUCUCCCGACAGCAUCCUUCUCACAGCCAGCGUUCAGGAGGCGGCCGAGGCCUUCCUGGGCUUCUCCUACGCCCCUCCCAUGGACUCCUUCCUCUGAACAGUCCUCGAGGUUGGUCUUGAAGGAUUUUAUGUGUGUCCGUAAGCGUUUUUAGUUAGCCUCGUGGCGGAGCUGCCGGCUGACAGGACAUCUUACAAGAGAAUUUGCACAUCUCUGGAAGCUUGCACAUCUUGGCAAUCUUAUUGCACACUGUUUGCUGGAAGCUUUUUGAAGAGCACACCCUCCUCUCAGUGAGCUCAUGAGGUUUUCAUUUUUAUUCUUCCUUCCAACAUGGUGCUAUCUCUGAGCAUUGCGUGCCGCCUUGGACAGAUGGCAGUAGUCUUAGUGGGUGACGCGGUUCUGAGAAGGGUUUUCGGAAGGGUCCGUCUGGGCCGUGAUAACGAAUCUUACGAAAUGUGCCUUUUCCGAUGAGAUCGUGUUAGCUCCAAAGCUUUUCCUUUUGCAGAGUGUUUCAGUUCUUUAUUUUUCCUUGUGGAUUUCCUGUGUGAACAGUGGUAUGAGUGUGGUAUGCUUGAUCCCAGACGGAUUUCGUUCUAAGCCUCAAUGUGACACUUGCAGGACACUACAAUGUGGGACAUUGUUCGUUUCUUCCAUAUUUGGAAGAUAAAUUUACGUGUAGACCGUUUGUUUUUUUUGUUGUUUUUUUUUU
Lontra canadensis (Northern American river otter) is the source of this 2243-nucleotide messenger RNA. It is a transcript of the gene SGK1, whose product is annotated as serum/glucocorticoid regulated kinase 1. Gene Ontology annotation, molecular function: phosphatidylinositol binding; ATP binding; protein serine/threonine kinase activity. NCBI's taxonomy places the organism in Eukaryota, Metazoa, Chordata, Mammalia, Carnivora, Mustelidae. The record is from RefSeq and is a predicted model, not a curated record. The transcript is spliced from 14 exons. The coding region runs from base 53 to 1633 and encodes 526 amino acids. Gene Ontology annotation, biological process: protein phosphorylation.